CCAUUUUGUCCAAAAAACAAGUUCCUUUCUUUCUUUACGCAUAAACUUUUUCUCAAGUUGUCAUGGCUGUCACUGCAAAGAGAAAGCAAAAGAAAAGCUCAGAAUCUGAGCCUCCUGCUAAGAUAGCUAAGAAGGAAGCACCUGUCGUAAAGGACGAAUACAUUGAUGAAUCUGGAUCGGACGAUUACGAUGAGGAUGAAGAAGACGAAGACUAUCAACUCGAGAGUACUGAAAUAAAGAAAACAGCUCCCACUGAAGAUGAUAUCAUUGCCGGUGAAUUGGAAGGCUUGAAAGAAACUGUGGAGCUAUUUAAAUCAAACAUAUUUAAACUAGAGAUUGAAGAAUUAAUGUCUGAAAUCAGCAUGAACUAUGAUAAGCACAAAGCACUGGAAAAGGCACUUCACAAUUUGAAAGCAACGUUUGAUAGCAUCCCAGAAGGCAAACCAAUGAAGCUCGUUGAAUUUGCAGAUAAUAUGCUCAAGAAGAACAAAAUUGCUAUACCUUUCCCUGAUCCUCAGCCUUCACCUGAUGCUUUACACUCAUUUGCUUUCCAAAAGCCAUCAUCUAUUCAUAUUGUUGGUGGAUAUGCAUUAAAGACUGUAGCAAAGACAAAGACGCCAUUCACUGUAGAUGUAGCUGUGGAGAUGCCAGGUUCUAUUUUCCAGGAAAAGGAUUAUUCCAAUUAUCGUUACUUCCACAAGCGUGCUUGUUACUUGGGUGUUUUGGCACAUGCCAUUCAGUCAUCUAAAAAGAAAUUUCAUAUUGAAUACAGCACCAUGAAUAACGAUCCUCGUCGUCCUAUAUUGCUAGUUAAACCUAGUGGAGAUAAAUCAGAUGUGGAUUUCUCAAAGGCAAAGUGUGUUAUCCGUAUUUUGCCUAGCGUCGACCUCGAUACUUUCCCCAUGCAUAGGCUCGCUCCUGGUAAAUCUAGUGUGAAAACUUCUACAGACAACGCUAUGGCUACACCGCACUACAACGCCUCACUUUUAGUCGAUACUUCUUACACAGCAAAUUUGGCAUUUUUAUAUCAGCAUAGUAAAGCAUGCCCUGAAUUUAAGAAUGCUGUUUUGUUGGCUAGAACAUGGAUCUAUCAACGCGGACUUGCAAAUAUCGGAUUUACACCAUUUUUGUUUGCUAUGAUCAUGUCUUACUUGAUGCAAGGCAAUAAGGAUGGUAUCGACAAGAAACUGUCGUCAACUCACAGUUCAUAUCAAUUGUUCAGAGGUACUCUUGAUUUUAUUGCUUCAAGAGACUUUAAACAAAACCCUGUAUUUAUUGGUGAAAGCGAAAGACAAGAGUUUUCGAAGCAAGAAUUCUUGAACCACUACGAUGUGGUUAUUGUAGACCCUUCAGGAACACUCAAUCUUGCUGCUUCAAUCCAUUCAUCCGGACUUGCUCAGAUACAACAUGAAACCAAGUUGGCCAUGUCACUUCUUAACGAUCCUGUGGACCGAUUUGAGCCCAUGUUUCUCAAGAAAGUUAAUGAUACAAAGCUCAGAUAUGACAAUAUUGCCCAUAUCAAGCUUCCAGCGCCCUCUACUGAAGUAUUUACGGAACAUGUAAAGGCAGACUAUUACUCAUAUCUUCCAUUCUUUGUCCAACGAAUCAGUCAUGUCUUAACAAGAGGUUUAACAAACCGUGUUGAUUUAAUUGCUGUCCAACAUACCUACCAUCACCCUCACACUUGGUCUGUUGAUGCCAAAAUGCCUACUGAUAUAGAUCAAGAUGCAGUCAUUACCAUUGGCUUACUGCUUAACUCAGAUAAUGCCCCUCGAUUAGUUGAUCAAGGACCACAAUCACAAAGCGAAGAAGAAGUUGCUGAAUUCAGAAAGUUUUGGGGCAAUAAAUCAGAAUUGCGUCGAUUCAAGGAUGGAUCCAUUGUUGAAGCAGUUGUCUGGCAAACACAAGGCUAUGAAAACCGUAGUCUCAUUGUACAGCAGAUUGUUCAAUACUUGCUUGAACUGCACCUUUCAUUGAAGUCAGAAGAGGUCCAAUAUUGGGCAGAUCAAUUCUACAGUUACUUGAAUUAUGCCAAAUGCCUGCCUCAACACAUGUUCAAUCCUGAAUUGAAAAUCACUGGUUUCCACUCAGUCAUGACAGCUUUUACUCAGCUCAGCAAACAGAUCCGUGAGAUUGAUGAUGCGCUACCACUUAUGGUUAGUAGCGUCUAUCCUGCCUCUUCAAGCUUAAGAUAUACUACUGCCACCUUGCCUCAUCCAGUCGAUUUCAGUAACGCUAUCGGUUAUCCUAAUACAACUCGUUUCUAUGAAGCAAUCGAUAUUAUUGUGCAAAUCGAACGAUCUGCCAAGUUUCCAGAUGAUCUGAGUGCCCUUCAAAAAGUGAAGCAUUCAUUCUAUUUGAAGAUGGGAGAGGAGCUUAAAAACCGUUAUCAGGUCGAUACUGUCGUUGUUGACGAUAUUUGUGAGAGAAACCCAAUGGCCAUCCGUGGUUAUCUUGACGUUUACUAUCAAGGAUUUGUCUUCCGAUGCCACAUUGGACUUGAACAAGAACCUCAACAGCUGAAAAAGAUUAUAGAUACCAAACUCUCGACACCACUUCAAAAGAGUAUGGCAAAGGAAGCCUUGGAGAAAUACAACUAUAAUAUUACCUAUCAACAAUCACAUACAUUUUCUGUUCAAGCACUCUGUGCACGAUUCACUGCAUAUUCAUCUACAGUUCGGUUAGUCAAACGCUGGUUUGCAUCUCAUAUGCUUUCUCCUCAUGUAACGGACGAAAUGAUUGAAUUGAUUACAGCGUAUGUCUUUUUAGAGCCACACCCAUGGACUUCACCUGUAUCUACCUUUAGCGGAUUUAUUCGUGUUUUGAAUUUGCUCGCUGGCUGGGAUUGGCAAAACACACCACUUAUUGUAGAUAUCGAAGGUGAAUUAACAAAUAAGCAGCGUGACGAGAUCAUUUCGCAGUUCAAUCACCAUCGAACCACAAAUCCACAAAUGACGCGUGGUGUGAUGACUAUUGCAACAGCAAAAGACACAAGUGGCCACCGAUGGACCCGAACAAAGCCAUGCCGUGCUGUAGCUUUGCGUAUUCGUGCAUUAGCAAAGGCCUCCCUCAAGGUCCUGGAUGAUGCUGUUGAACAAGAUAAACCAGAGGACAUCAAGCGUGUAUUUAUCACUCCCAUGUCAGAUUACUCUGUUGUACUUCAAUUAGAUAAAUCAAAAUGCACUCGAUACUAUCAAAGCCUAAACCCUGAACCCAAGUACUUCAAGAGCACGGGAUACAGCUUGUUGGGUGACAGGAUGUUUGCAGGAUUUGAUCCCGUAUCCGAACUGAUAAAAGAAAUCGAACACAUCUAUGGCCAAACAGUGAUGGUAUUCCAUGAUAAAUACGGUGGAGAUAAAUUAGCUAUUGUAUGGAACCCUUUAGCAGCUGAACCUAUUCAAUGGAAGGUGUCAGCUGGAUUCAAUAGUGUCCCUGUAGACAUGAAGAAGAAUGGAUUCUUAAAGAUUCCCAAAGGACAAGAUGAAGUGUCUAAACUCAUUGCUCCUAACUUUGAUGCCAUCUUGGAGGAAAUCAAGCGAAUGGCUGGCAAUUUAUUAAUCAAUUAAUAAACUUGAGUUGUAU
Messenger RNA from Rhizopus microsporus ATCC 52813, 3582 nucleotides. Its product is annotated as Nrap protein. The record is from RefSeq and is a predicted model, not a curated record. Bases 63 to 3566 code for a protein of 1167 amino acids. NCBI's taxonomy places the organism in Eukaryota, Fungi, Mucoromycota, Mucoromycetes, Mucorales, Rhizopodaceae. Gene Ontology annotation, biological process: tRNA export from nucleus; rRNA processing. The transcript has 4 exons. Gene Ontology annotation, cellular component: UTP-C complex; small-subunit processome; CURI complex.